Molecule: messenger RNA, 1002 nt
Organism: Pyricularia grisea
Lineage: Eukaryota; Fungi; Ascomycota; Sordariomycetes; Magnaporthales; Pyriculariaceae
Exons: 1
Coding region: 1-1002 (333 amino acids)
Source: RefSeq, a predicted model, not a curated record
AUGCAAAUAACGUGCUCAAAGCUCGCCAACAUCGGCGUAGAGACGUCCAAAAUUAAAAAAUCUAUUAAAACGCUGGACCACAAAAUCGAGGCGGCGGCGGCAGACUACAUCGAGGAGAAAAUGGAGGCUGAAAAGAAAAUCCAGCCUUUCCGCGCCACCAUCCGUAGCGUGCACGUCGAGAUGGAAACGCCGGUCGACUACGUCAAAACGCAGAUUAAAAGUAUGCCUCUGGCUUCCGAUUCCAUUAGCAUGGACGUGCAAUAUUUCGCCAACGAUAGCAAUAGCCAGCAGGCGUCGUCGCUGGCCAGCAGUGUAUCGUCGUACAUCUCAGGCGCCGCUUCGGUGCUGGGUAACGAUAAGGCGGCACAGAUGAGCCGGGCCGCGGCGAGCCAGGUCAGCGACCAGGUCAGCAAGCACAGCAUCGCGGGAACGCUCGUUAUCUCCGUGUCGUGCACGCACAAAAACGCGGCCGUGCUCGCGCCCCUGGUGAUUAAUGUCGACAAGGGCAUUAAAGUCUGGAACCACCUGUUCAAGGACGAUCCCAUUAUCCCCACUAGCACGUCCAACAUGCUCCAGACGGCCCAGAAGGGAGCUUCGGGGAAAGAAGACGCCAACAAGUUCAGCAUUAUCUCGGGCAUGACGUUCGGGUCCAGCUUCGUGGGCAUGGUGCACAUCCUUAACACCAGCAGCACGGCCGUCGGCGAGCGGGCGGACACUAAGCUCUCCACGCUCCAGGCCCAGUUUAAGGAGCAGCUGGACGACGCCGGGUGGCUGGCGCACUGGUCCGGCGGUUUCGGCGUUAACGAAUCCAUGGCCAGCAGCGUUAAAAACCUGCUCAGCUCCCAAAACAUCGAUUCGCACGCUACCAUAAUUUGCAUGGGCGUUAUACCAUCCAUCGUGGCCAGCGAGGUGCAGCUCGGCGUUAACAAGUUUGCCACUUUCGACCCCAAAUCCAGUCUCGAGGCGCUUUCAGCCAUCCAAAACGCCUCCGUCGCCGAUUAG